AUGUCAGCCGGACAAAGAAAGCCCGAGCCUCUGCGCCGCAUCAUAACAGCCCAUGAUGCUACAAGCGGCCGAGCAAUCUUUAGUGACGCUGUUGGGGAGCAAGUGUCAUUUACUGGGUUCCCAGUCCCCCCGGGCAAACCCACAACGUCAGACUAUGCUCUGGCCUUCAAUACCAAUACAUUUCCUGUGCAAGGGCUUUCCCCUCCAAGUUCCGCAAUUCCAGAGUCCAAAGCCAAUCUCGACAUUAAGCAAUAUCACGCCCAGCUCUCCGAUCCAUCGCCUUUGAAUCCGCCAAACGGCACGUCCUGCACAAUUAUUGAGGUACCUCCAGGUGCAGAUGUACCGAUGCACCGAACAGCGACCCUCGACUAUGGUGUCGUAGUUGAUGGCACUACAGAGUUAGUCCUUGAUUCCGGUGAGAAAAGGACACUGAAAAAGGGUGAUGUAUUUGUUCAACGCGGGACAGCUCAUGCUUGGAGGAAUCUCACUGAAAAGAAUGACAAUUCUGGUGUUUUACGUGUCUUUUUCGUGUUUCAACCUAUUGAAAAGGUGCGAUUGGAAGGCGGAAAGGUCGUCGAUCAGGACUUGACUCUGUCCCUGCGUGAGGGUUAA
Molecule: messenger RNA, 612 nt
Organism: Aspergillus calidoustus
Lineage: Eukaryota; Fungi; Ascomycota; Eurotiomycetes; Eurotiales; Aspergillaceae
Source: the annotation of a GenBank genome assembly